Messenger RNA from Cygnus atratus (black swan), 936 nucleotides. Its product is annotated as olfactory receptor 1002-like. The coding region runs from base 1 to 936 and encodes 311 amino acids. The record is from RefSeq and is a predicted model, not a curated record. Gene Ontology annotation, molecular function: olfactory receptor activity; G protein-coupled receptor activity; odorant binding. The transcript has a single exon. NCBI's taxonomy places the organism in Eukaryota, Metazoa, Chordata, Aves, Anseriformes, Anatidae. Gene Ontology annotation, cellular component: membrane. Gene Ontology annotation, biological process: G protein-coupled receptor signaling pathway; sensory perception of smell.
AUGAAAAGCCAAGGGAGAAACUGCACGCAGACAGUCGAAUUCAGCUUAAUGGGGUUCACAGGAAAUCUAGAGCUUCAGCUCACCCUUUUCACUGCCUUUCUGGUAGUUUAUCUCAUGACUUUGCUAGGGAACCUGGGGAUAAUCAUAUUAAUUAGGACCAGCCUUCAGCUCCACUCCCCCAUGUAUUAUUUCCUCGGGAAUCUGGCUUUGGUAGACCUCCUCUACUCCACAGUUGUCACCCCCAAGCUGCUGGCUGACUUGGUCAGGCAGAAGCCCCUCUCCUACGUGGGAUGUGUCACCCAGGUCCUUGUGUUCGGCGUCUUCCUGGUCACCGAAUGCUUCCUGCUGGCCAUGAUGGCCUACGACCGCUACAUGGCCGUUUGUCACCCGCUGCGCUAUUCGGUCCUUAUGUCCCCGAGGCUCUGUGUCCAGCUGGUGGGUGGCUCCUACUUGACCGGGCUGGUGAAUGGCAUGGGGCAAACCAUCGGCAUGUUUAAUCUGUCCUUCUGUGGCUCCGUCGUGGUCAACCUGUUCUUCUGUGACCUCUCUCUGCUGGUCUCUCUCUCCUCAUCUGACAGUACUCUCACUUCUCUUACAAUAACAGUUCCGACAUUUUUAUUCGGCGUCUCCAGCGGCCUUGUUGUCCUGGUCUCCUACAUCGCCAUCAUCUCCACCAUCCUGAGCAUCCGCUCAGCCAAGGGCAAGUGCAAAGCCUUCUCCACCUGCGCCUCCCACCUCACCACCGUCAGCAUUUUCUACGGGAACGGCCUCUUUGUUUAUUUAAAGCCAAGCUCGCUCAAGUCGAGAGAAGAAGACAAGUGGGUUGCAGUGCUCUACACCAUGGUGACCCCCAUGCUGAACCCCCUGAUCUACAGCCUGAGGAACCAGGAGGUGAAGGAGGCUUUGAGGAGACUCAGAGCCAGGAAAAGAACCUGA